CUCUCUCUCCGCCUAGUGCACCCACAGAUACACACACACACUCGCCGACGUACACUUCAGCAGUCCUUUGGAGCCUGAGGGACACAAACACAGACACAGAGACGAAACAAUAGCUGAACUCGACUUUCCCCUCUGAAGAAGCUCUGAACCACACCACAGGUUGCUGUCCAGGAUGGCGGGGAUGAAGGAGCAGCAGUUCACGGAGGAGAAGCCCCUGCUGCCGGAGCAGAGAGGAGGGGACUCAGACAUGGAGAGCUGUGACCAGCUGAUGCCGGUGGGGGAUUGGAAGGAACAUGAUGUUGAGACUCCUUAUGGGAUGCUGCAUGUGGUGAUCCGCGGGGCACCCAAAGGAAACAAGCCUGCUAUCCUCACAUACCACGAUGUUGGACUGAACCACAAGCUGUGCUUCAACUCUUUCUUCAAUAAUGAAGACAUGCAGGAGAUCACCAAGCACUUUGUGGUCUGCCACGUGGACGCUCCAGGACAGCAGAUCGGAGCUUCACAGAUGCCACAGGGGUACCAGUACCCCACCAUGGACCAGCUUGCCGGGAUGCUGCCCACUGUGGUCCAGCACUUUGGAUUCAAGAGCAUCGUGGGGAUUGGAGUCGGAGCUGGGGCUUACAUCUUGGCCAAGUUUGCUCUGAUCUUCCCUGACCUGGUGGAGGGCUUGGUUCUGCUCAACAUUGACCCAAACGGCAAAGGCUGGAUCGACUGGGCCGCCACUAAGCUGUCAGGUCUGACCAGUGCUCUGCCUGACACCGUGCUGCCACAUCUCUUCAGCCAGGAGGAGCUGAUGAACAACACAGAGCUCGUGCAGAGCUACCGGCAACAGAUCAACAACACCGUCAACCAGUUCAACCUGCAGCUUUUCUGGAACAUGUACAACGGUCGGAGGGACCUGGAGAUGAAUCGCAGUGGGACUGUGCUGAACGCCAAGACCCUGAAGUGUCCAGUGAUGCUGGUUGUAGGAGACAAUGCUCCCGCUGAAGAAGGAGUAGUGGAAUGCAACUCAAAGCUGGACCCAACCAACACCACCUUCCUAAAGAUGGCUGACUCUGGUGGACUUCCUCAGCUCACACAGCCCGGCAAGCUGACUGAAGCCUUCAAGUAUUUCCUGCAGGGAAUGGGCUACAUGCCCUCUGCCAGCAUGACCCGCCUGGCUCGCUCCAGGACGGCCUCCCUGACCAGCGCCAGCUCCAUGGAAGGCUCCCGCUCUCGAGCGUGCACCCAUUCUGACAGCACCGAGGGAGUCGGGGCGGUCACCCACACCAUGGAGGUGUCCUGCUGAGGAGUCAGGCUGCCAUAAAAAGAAGGAGGGAGGGGGAAGAGGAAUGGAAAGAGAGUAGGGGAGAGAUGACAGUGUAGAGGAGAUGGGACAGGAUGAAUGAAGUCAGACAUGGGAGAGUAAAAACAGACAGUUCAAAGAAGAGAGAGGGAACAGCUCUUUCUGUCUUCAUCCAUCUCCUCCAGAUCUCCGUGUCUGCCAUCAUCUCCCCUCUCCACUGUAAAAUACCAUACGUAUUACUACUAACUCCCCCUACCACCGUCACCCGGCACUCAAAUACUAAGGCCUCGCUUUUAUUCUCUAAGUGUCACUCUUGUGUUUGCUAAGUGUUUCCUCAUUUUUUGCUUCCUCUUUUUUUAACCCCUCUUCUCCAAACAAACACACAUGAACACACACGAACACAAAGAAACAUUGUUAACAAGCUACACAAUAACAUACCAUAAUAAGCUGCUGUUAAAAGUGAAAUCUUGUAGAAAGGGUGAAAGUGCGGGACACAGUAAGGAAAAUAGAACUUCUCAAUAAUGAAAACGUGUUUAUGCAUUUUGGAAGAUGUUUGUUAUUUUGUUGUUGAAUGGACUCAUUGUGAGAAUCUCUCUCUCUGUUGUUUCUAAGGAUGGUCAUUUCUCUAUCGAAGGCAGGUGAGCAUCAGACGAGGUGUGUCCACACUGACAGAUAGCAGAACACAGCCAGCUGUAGCCCAGUGCACCUGUAGUGCUUAGAGAGAGCUUUGUAGUCUAAGAGCAUAGCUAGAGUCAAACACGCUUAUUUAAAGCUGCACUUGGUGACGUUACAUUCCACACCUCCAGAGCACAAUUACAAUGUAAGAGAGUGAUAUCAGCAGGUGGGCACUAUUCACUGCUUGGUUGUAGAAAUAUAUCAAACAUCCAGAUUUAUAAGUAUUCAUUUGUAUCUUAAUAACAUGAGUCUCCACUAUAAACACACCACAACUGAGCCACUGCACCACCAGAGGGCUCCAUCUGCUGUUCACAAAGUAAAACCAACACACAGUUUGAAUAGGUUUGAUUUUCAUGGAGUCCAUGUAUUGUUUACUCUCACUUUGGCAUACAAUAAUUAAACAUAGCCAAUGUAGCAGGAACAUUUGAAUGAGGAACUCAGCUGACGUUGAGCUGAACUUAAUCAUGCACCUUCAUUUAUAUUUUGUGAAACAUUUAUCUUACAGAUUGAAGUAUUGAACUGCAGUAAGAAUGCAGCUGAAUAGAUCUGUAUGUGUGUAAACUGAGGGAUACAGUUAUGUAAUAUAAUCAUAUAUAAAAAUAUAAUGACCUGAUCUGUCUCUCCUCUGUAGGCAGAGAUGAGGCAGACAGUCCACUAAGUGGUCCCUAAAAGUAAACUGAGUGUACUCAAACUGCAUUUUGGUGUGCAGUGUUGCUAAGUGCAGCUUUAAAAUGUGUCAUGUCCCAUUUCUAAGACAAUCCACUUCAUGAACAUAGAUUAGAAGAGGUAUCUAUUAAAACGUAUAUGCAUGUGAAUGUGAAGUAACCUUAGGGUAUUCUAGUAUCAGUGUCGUGUCUAGCAUUAGGGCGUUCUUCAUUAGCAACUUAUUGUGGCUAUAGUUCAUUACAGCCAUCGAUGCAACCGCCAUCAUCAGUCUGAAACUCCAGCAUGUGGUUCUGGCCAUAGUCGGUCGGCUUUGUGGUCUUUAACAUGACAAUCACACUCUGAACUAAACCAAACUAGACCAGGUGUACCGAGGCAGGACCAGGCUGAGCCUGCAAACUCACCAUGUGGAUCAUCACCAAAGAACUCGCGACAGACUUCCCUUACAGUCAAAGCCAAAGCUCACCACACACACUGAUGUAUCCACAGCAGCACACGUAUCCCCGCUCAUAAACAUACAUCACACAUGUAGUAAUGAAUAAGAGGAGCUUUGUAAGGGGACUAACCCAAAGAAAAACUCACACACAAGAAGAAAUCAUUGCAUCGCGGUUAGAUUGUGUUGGUGUGCUUUGUAAGCAUUGUGUUAUUAUCAGUGUAGUCCAUGUUUAGAAAUAUAGAUUUAGACUAGUGAAGCUGUGUGCUGCUAUCUGCUCAAACACUGAACCCUCUCGUCCCUGGUGAUCAGAGACGGGCUCUCCUGGUUAGUGGCUUAGUAAUGUACGGUGUUCAUGUACCACAGUCACCUUGUCCUGUCUGAACUUUUUUUCAAAAACCCUUUGGUCCCCUGUUUAAAGGGGCAUAGCUUCCAAUUGCUGAGGUGUGCGUUUACCUGAGGUGGCCUGUAAGGGACGGGGCUUUUUUGGAGCCAUUUGGGCACCAAGCUCAGAAUGUAGGGCAACCCCCAGCCACCAUAAAAAAAUAACCCAUUCCCCUAAAAAAUCACAAGGUGCCCCGGCUCUCACAGGCAAACCCAGUCGCACCCUAAAGGGCUAUCAGCUGAAGUCACUUUUUAAAAUGUUGGUAGUGUUAGUUUAAGCACCAGGGGGCCGCAGAGUGCAGAAAGAGAUCAGAACCAAAAACAAUGAGAGAGAUUCUGCUCUGAAAAUGAUGAAUGAAUGAAUGUUCAUGGAAAGAAUGUGAUGUUGAUGAAGCUGGAGAGAUUAUUGUUGAAUUGUUUGAAGUAUCCAGAACUUUGAAAACAGUCCUAUACUUUGUGGGGGAGAGAUUAUGAAAUUAUUUUACAGUCAAAUCAAAAACGUCAAUUUUCUCAGAGCCUCACGGAUGAAUUUCAGGAACACUGAAGUUUGCAUGUAGCAUAUACAAAAAUCCUUCAGUGGUUUCUCUCCUCGCUUAGCUAGUUUUUGCUAUCUCCACUUUGGUUUCCUCCUACACCACUUCUAUCCAAACUGCCUGGGGGCCCCUGAAUGUAUUUCGUCCUCUUUUGAAGUGCUGUACAGUAUUGUCAACCUACGCCUCUCAGAACCCCUCUCUAUGGUUUGCACAUUUAUUCCCUCCUCACAUCUUUGACAUUUAACCUGAUGCAUAAAAGUUCCUCCUCCUUCCUGUUCCUCCUAAAGGUCUAUUACUAGAGAAGUUCAGUAGCGAUUUGUGAAAGUCCACAGUAAGCUGGCACUGAGUUAGUCUGCACAGACCUCGGUCCUCCUUACACUUGUAGAUACUUUUUAUUUAUAGAGCAGGUUACCGGAGUCUAACCCUCUAACACUUCUGUAUUGUGUAAAAAAUUCGACAUAUUUCUGUUUCUCUUCCCUUUCUGUUUUUUAUAGGCAACACUAGCGUGUAACUUCAUAUUGGUAUAAUCUUGAUUCAUGUGUACUGCUACUGUUCUUCUUCUACAUACUGCCAUUUUGAUUGAUUUGUAUGGAGCAAUAAGUUCUCUAUUCUUGUUUGGAUUGUUUCAUAUUGUGGGAGUCUUCCCGAUGAGCUUGUUUCUUUUCACAUUGGUAGAAGGACUCUUACCUGCUUUGUUGUCAUUCAGAUGUGUAAUGUAAAGUUUAAAUAUAUUCUAUAUAUUACUACAUAUAACAAGUAAGCUGUCUCUGUCCAUGUACUGAUCAAGUAACAAGUAAGAAAUAAAGACUUUGUCUCAAGUC
Notolabrus celidotus (New Zealand spotty) is the source of this 4794-nucleotide messenger RNA. It is a transcript of the gene ndrg4, whose product is annotated as NDRG family member 4. The record is from RefSeq and is a predicted model, not a curated record. Gene Ontology annotation, biological process: positive regulation of ERK1 and ERK2 cascade; brain development; signal transduction. NCBI's taxonomy places the organism in Eukaryota, Metazoa, Chordata, Actinopteri, Labriformes, Labridae. Bases 173 to 1288 code for a protein of 371 amino acids. The transcript has 16 exons. Gene Ontology annotation, cellular component: cytoplasm.